AUGGAUGUCAAAAAUAUUUUCCUUAAUGGGAAUCUUUUUGAAGAAGUCUAUAUGCAGCCUCCUCCUGAUACUUCUUCUCCUCCUCACAAGGUGUGCCUCCUGCGUCGAGCAUUAUAUGGUCUGAAACAGGCUCCACGGGCUUGGUUUGGCACAUUUAGCUCUACCAUCACUCAAUUUGGAUUUUCUUCUUGUACUCAUGAUACUGCACUUUUUACUCGUCACACACCCAGGGCCAUAUCUGAUCUCCAGCAUUAUCUUGGUCAACAUUUUGAGAUGAAAGACCUUGGGUCUCUCAACUACUUUCUUGGUCUUGAAGUCUCUCGACGCUCAGAUGAGUAUUUCUUAUCUCAAGCCAAAUAUGCCUCGGGUCUCUUAGUCCGCUCAGGAAUUACUGACUCCAACACAACUUCGACACCAUUAGAUCCCAAUGUUCAUCUGACCCCUUAUGAUGGUCUUCCUCUUGAAGAUGUGAGUCUAUAUCGACAACUUGUUUGUAGUCUCAUCUAUCUAAUAGUGAGUCGUCCAGACAUUGCAUAUGCUGUUCAUAUUGUCAGUCAAUUUAUGGUUGCUCCUAGAACCAUUCAUUUUACUACUGUGUUACGUAUUCUUCAUUACAUUAAGGGAACCUUGGGACAUGGGCUUCAGUUUUCCUCUCAAUCAUCUCUCAUAUUAUUUGGCUACUCUGAUGCAGAUUGGGCUAGGGAUCCCACCGAUUGGCGCUCUACAAUAGGUUACUGUUUUUACUUAGGCGAUUCUCUCAUUUCUUGGUGUAGUAAGAAACAAAGUGUUGUCUCUCGUUCCAACACUGAAUCAAAAUAUCGUGCCCUUGCUGAUGCUACUGCUGAACUCCUAUGGCUUCGCUGGCUUCUUGCUGACAUGGGUGUUCCCCAGCAAGGACCACUCUUCUCCAUUGUGAUAAUUGUAGUGCCAUCCAAAUUUCCCACAAUGAUGUUUUCAUGA
Messenger RNA from Cucumis melo (muskmelon), 960 nucleotides. RefSeq lists its product as uncharacterized. NCBI's taxonomy places the organism in Eukaryota, Viridiplantae, Streptophyta, Magnoliopsida, Cucurbitales, Cucurbitaceae. The record is from RefSeq and is a predicted model, not a curated record. The transcript has 2 exons. Bases 1 to 960 code for a protein of 319 amino acids.